Molecule: messenger RNA, 1290 nt
Organism: Ascoidea rubescens DSM 1968
Lineage: Eukaryota; Fungi; Ascomycota; Saccharomycetes; Ascoideales; Ascoideaceae
Product: WD40 repeat-like protein
Exons: 2
Coding region: 73-1206 (377 amino acids)
Cellular component (GO): catalytic step 2 spliceosome
Molecular function (GO): RNA binding; protein binding
Source: RefSeq, a predicted model, not a curated record
GGUGCUGAUGUUGGCUGCGAAACACUAUGUCGUCUUCUUUGGUGAAGAGGAGGAACCCUGAGUUGACAGAGGAUGUGUAUACCACAAAACACAAGAAUAGACCCAGUGUCUUCAAUUGACAAUGUCCCUGACUUGAUAUUACAAGGACAUGAGGGGCCCAUAUUGACCUCGAGAUUCAAUGGCGAUGGAACAUUGAUUGCAAGUGGAGGAAUGGACAGAAAUUUGUUUAUUUGGAAGUUUCCUCACAAUUCAACAGAUCUUUCGGUUGUUAAUCUUUGCAAAUUAUCUGGUCAUAAAAAUGCCAUAACCUCAUUAAAGUGGUUCAGAAAUGAUAACGAGAGGAUUAUAACAUCUUCUGCUGAUAAUACGUUAGCCCUUUGGGAUCUUAAAUCUUGCAAAAAAAUCAAAAAAUUUACUUAUAAAUUUGACUCGACAAACAAAAUAAACCCUCAAACUAAUUUUAAUCACCAUCAUUUAACAGUAAACGAUUUCGAUAUAAUCAACAAUGAUUACUUGAAUUAUAACAACAAUUUCAUAUCAUGUAACGAUAAUGGUGAUUUGAUACUAUGGGAUCAACGAUUUAAACAAAACUUGAUUAAAAAGAUUAACAUCAAUAAUUAUUCUUUAUUUUCUUUAGUAUCCUCAAUCAAAAACAAUUUAAUUUUCACUUCUGGUUUGAAUCCAAUAAUAUAUUCCUUUGAUUUAAGAUAUUUUGAUGAAAAAAAUCCUUAUUUCAAAAUCAGAUCUCCUCACCUCGAUUCAAUAACUUCUCUAUCUUUAUCUAAUGAUAACAAUUCCUUAAUCUCACGAUCAAAUGAUGAUACAAUAAGAAUUUAUGAUUCCUCAUUUAAUACCAAUACUAAUGCCAAUAACAAUGCCAAUAACAAUGACAAAUACGAUAAUAAAAGAAUUAAACCUGUUGUUUAUGACGGAACUUACAAUAAUAAUGAAAAUUAUUUAAUCAGAUCAAAAAUUGUUGAUAACAUUAAUAAUAGCAAUAGAUUACCUGUUAUAAUAUCCGGUAACUCAAAUAAAAAUGUAACAGUUUGGGACUUGAAUUCAAGAAAGAUUAUCAAUCAGUUGGAUGGCCAUAAUGGCACCGUAAUCGAUGUGGAUUUUCAUCCUUUUGAGAAUACGAUUCUAUCUUCUUCUACUGAUGGUAAUUUGGUAUUAAAAGAAUUAAAAAACAAUUUACUAAUUGAAUAAUAUUUUAUCUUUGUUUAAAUUCAUUACAUAUUAUACAUUUUCCUAUAUUCAACAAAAUUAAGGUAUAUAUAUUAUUUAGAUAUU